CUGCUUGCUGCCUCGCCCGGGGCGAUGGAAGAGGCGCAGCGUCAAUUGCUGCAGCGCUCGCGGUUGCGCCUGGUGAAGGAGCUGCAGGUGGAGCCCUUGUGGGACCUACUGGCGCACCGAGGGAUCUUCACCCUGGACAUGAUCGAGGAGAUCCAGAGAGCAGGUACUCGAAGGGAUCAAGCCAGGAAGUUGAUCACAGACCUGCAGACCCGAGGAAAGGAAGCGCUCCCUGCUUUCAUCUGGUGCCUCCACGAAACUGGUCAGGAGGAGCUGGCGACUCUACUGAGCGAGGGAUGCAGCCAACCACCGUCGCGCCCAGUCCAUAUAGAGCCGAUUGUGGUCCACCCGCGUGCUGGACAAGUUGACCCAGGUACGAAGACAAGCAAAUAUUUACCUUCCCCAGCCCAGGAGAGAUUCCGAGAGCCAAGUCGGGAAACCAUUCCGGGUCCUGUGGAAGAGAGAGCAGCAAGGAAUGAUGACAUGGUUUAUGCCUUGAAUUCUGACCCCUGUGGUUACUGCCUUAUUAUCAACAAUGUGAACUUCUCCAAAGAGUCGGGCCUCGCCACCCGCACCGGCUCCGAUGUGGACUGCGAAAGUCUAGAAAGACGCUUCCGACGGCUCCAUUUCAAAGUCUUGACUCGACGAGAUCUCACAGCUCAGGAAAUCAUCCGGGAAUUGCAAAGCCUGGCGAUGCAGGACCACGGAUCUCUCGACUGCUGCUUGGUUGUAAUCCUUUCCCACGGCUGUCAGACUAGGCACCGUCAGUUCCCCGGCGGGAUCUUCGGUACAGACGGGCAGCCCAUUGCCGUGGAAACGAUCGUCAGCUACUUCAACGGGUCUCACUGUCUGCUCCUGAGGGGGAAACCCAAACUCUUCUUUAUUCAAGCUUGUGGGGGAGAGCAAAAGGACCCAGGAUUCGAGGUGGAGUCUGGGCCUUCUGUCGAUCAACGACCCGGAAGCACUCUCGCUUCUGACGCGACCCCCUUCCAGACACCUGCGGGAGACUCUGAUCAGCCAGACGCCGUCGCCAGCUUGCCCACCCCAAGUGACAUCUUAGUGUCUUAUUCAACAUUUCCAGGGUUUGUAUCCUGGAGGGAUAAACUUAGCGGUUCCUGGUACGUGGAAACCCUGGACCAUAUCCUUGAACAGUUUGCUCAUUCUGAAGAUCUGCUCAACAUGCUAUUGAGGGUGGCAAACUCGGUUUCUGCAAAAGGGAAGUACAAGCAAAUGCCCGGCUAUUUCAACUUUCUCCGCAAAAGGUUCUUCUUCAUGGCCAGAUGAUA
Euleptes europaea (tarantolino) is the source of this 1283-nucleotide messenger RNA. RefSeq names its product caspase 9 (gene CASP9). The coding region runs from base 25 to 1281 and encodes 418 amino acids. The record is from RefSeq and is a predicted model, not a curated record. Gene Ontology annotation, molecular function: cysteine-type endopeptidase activity. Gene Ontology annotation, biological process: regulation of apoptotic process; proteolysis. The transcript has 10 exons. Lineage: Eukaryota; Metazoa; Chordata; Lepidosauria; Squamata; Sphaerodactylidae.